Gastrolobium bilobum is the source of this 1272-nucleotide messenger RNA. RefSeq names its product indole-3-pyruvate monooxygenase YUCCA2-like. The transcript is spliced from 4 exons. Bases 1 to 1272 code for a protein of 423 amino acids. Lineage: Eukaryota; Viridiplantae; Streptophyta; Magnoliopsida; Fabales; Fabaceae. Gene Ontology annotation, molecular function: N,N-dimethylaniline monooxygenase activity; NADP binding; flavin adenine dinucleotide binding. Gene Ontology annotation, biological process: auxin biosynthetic process. The record is from RefSeq and is a predicted model, not a curated record.
AUGGACUACUUGAAGGAAAUAGAAGGCAAAAGAGUCCAUGAUUAUCAGCAGAAAAAGAGUGAUAAAAUGGUAACCCCUAUAUGGUUUCCAGGACCAGUUAUAAUAGGUGCUGGUCCCUCAGGGCUAGCUGCAGCAGCAUGCCUUAAACAAAAAGGUAUUCCAAGCCUCAUCCUUGAAAAAGCUGAAUGCUUAGCUUCAAUGUGGCAACUCAAGACUUAUGAUCGCCUUCGCCUUCAUCUUCCAAAGCAAUUCUGUCAACUACCUCUCAUGCCAUUUCCCAAAAACUUACCCUCUUAUCCAACCAAACAACAAUUUUUGGCCUACCUGAAUGCCUAUGCUGAUCAUUUUGACAUAAAACCAGCUUUUGGAAAGACUGUGGUUAGUGCUGAAUUUGAUCAUAGCUCUGGAUAUUGGAGGGUGAAGACUCAAAAAUUGAAAAAGAAGGAGGCAGAAUAUGUUUGUAAGUGGCUGAUAGUAGCUACUGGAGAGAAUGCUGAGGGAGUGGUGCCUCAAAUUGAAGGGAUUGAUGAAUUUGAAGGGCCUAUUAUACAUACUAGCUUGUAUAAGAGUGGAAGCAUGUUUUGUGGAAAGAAUGUUUUGGUUGUGGGAUGUGGAAAUUCAGGCAUGGAGGUUUGUUUGGAUCUCUGCAACCAUAAUGCUCUCCCAUCCCUAGUGGUUAGAGAUACAGUGCAUAUCUUGCCACAGCAAAUGUUAGGGAAAUCAACUUUUGGUUUAUCUAUGUGGUUGCUUAAGUGGUUCCCAAUACGUUUCGUGGAUCAAUUCUUACUCUUAAUGUCACAUCUAAUGCUUGGGGACACAGCUCAAUUUGGACUUCAUCGUCCCAAACUUGGUCCUCUAGAGCUCAAGAACUUGUACGGCAAGACACCAGUUUUGGAUGUUGGGACACUUGCUCAGAUCAAAAGUGGUAAAAUUAAGGUUUGCCGGGGAAUUAAACGACUAUCACAGAAUACAGUGGAGUUUGUUGAUGGAAAAGUAGAGAACAUUAAUGCCAUCAUUCUAGCGACUGGUUACAAAAGCAAUGUACCCUCUUGGUUAAAGGGAACUGACAUGUUUAGUGAGAAAGAUGGGUUGCCCCGGAAACCAUUCCCAAAUGGAUGGAAAGGUGAAAAUGGACUCUAUGCUGUGGGAUUCACUAAACGUGGCUUGCUUGGUGCAUCUAUUGAUGCAAAGAGGAUUGCAGAAGACAUUGAACAUAGCUGGAAAGCUGUUGAGGCCAAUCAUGUUAUGGAGUUCCCUUGUUCACUUGCAUGA